CUUUUAUCUUCACAUCCAUUUGUGCUUUCUUCUCCACACGAUCAUCUCCCGCUCUUCCUCUUAGUCUAUUUCUUCUUCUUCUAUUCUCUCUGGGUUUCCUUUGUUGAUCAACCAUGGCUCUUCAGUCCAUGGUUCCUCUGUCACAGCUUCUCUAUUCCAAUGGCCUCGCAGCCGGUGUUUCGCCUUCACCAGUGAAGGCAAGUCCAGUUUUCGCGGCACAAAGAGGACUUUUGUUCGCAGAUUUCGCAUGUCUGUGUUGUAAAUCGAAGCGGACGAGACGGAGAAUCGGAGGGGUCCGGAAAGGUCAGGGAUCGUUACCGAGGAGCUGGUCGUCGGUGAAAGCAGUUCUUGACGUGGAACGCAUCGACGUUGUUCCGAAGGAUUCUAUUGAUCUCAUUCGACAUAACGAAACGAAGGUUUCAAACUUGGAAGAUAUUAUAUCAGAGAGAGGAGCUUGUGGAGUUGGAUUCAUUGCAAACUUAGAAAACAAAGCAUCAUAUGAGAUUGUGAAGGAUGCUCUUACAGCCCUUGGCUGCAUGGAACAUCGUGGUGGAUGUGGGGCAGAUAAUGACUCUGGCGAUGGUGCUGGACUGAUGACUUCGAUUCCUUGGGAUCUGUUCAACAAUUGGGCCAAUACACAAGGGGUUGUUUCUUUUGAUAAGUUACGCACUGGUGUGGGAAUGAUAUUUCUUCCCAAGGAUGAAAACUCUAUGAAAGCAGCCAAAAAAGUUAUUGCAAAUAUCUUUAAAGAAGAAGGUCUUGAGGUACUUGGAUGGCGACCUGUUCCUGUUAAUAUGUCUGUAGUUGGUUACUAUGCAAAACAAACCAUGCCCAACAUACAGCAAAUAUUUGUAAAAGUUUCAAAGGAAGAGAACAUUGAUGAUAUUGAAAGGGAACUGUACAUCUGUCGGAAGUUGAUUGAAAGAGCAUCCAAGUCAGAAAAGUGGGGUGAUGAGCUUUAUUUCUGUUCUUUGUCCAAUCAAACUAUAGUUUACAAGGGUAUGCUUCGCUCUGAAGUUCUGGGGCAAUUUUAUUCUGACCUCCGGCGUGAUCUUUAUAAAUCUCCUUUUGCCAUCUACCAUCGGCGAUAUAGCACAAACACUAGCCCCAGAUGGCCACUUGCACAGCCUAUGAGGUUACUUGGCCAUAAUGGAGAGAUCAAUACAAUACAGGGGAACUUGAACUGGAUGCAAUCUCGAGAAACUUCACUCAAGUCUCCUGUUUGGCGUGGUCGUGAAAAUGAAAUAUGUCCUUUUGGAAACUCGAAGGCAUCUGACUCGGCGAACCUUGAUAGUGCAGCUGAAUUGUUACUAAGAAGUGGCCGCAGUCCAGAGGAAGCUCUCAUGAUUCUCGUUCCAGAGGCAUACAAGAAUCAUCCUACUUUGACGAUAAAAUAUCCAGAGGUUGUUGAUUUUUAUGACUUUUACAAGGGUCAAAUGGAGGCUUGGGAUGGCCCUGCUUUACUCUUAUUUAGUGAUGGAAAAACAGUGGGUGCUUGUCUUGAUCGAAAUGGCCUUCGCCCUGCUAGGUAUUGGCGGACAGUAGACAAUGUUGUCUAUGUUGCUUCUGAGGUUGGCGUCCUGCCAGUGGAUGAAUCAAAAAUCACAAUGAAAGGCCGUCUAGGUCCAGGAAUGAUGAUAGCUGUUGAUCUACAAAAUGGCAAGGUUUAUGACAACACGGAAGUUAAAAAGCGAGUGGCAUCAUCAUAUCCAUAUGGAAAGUGGUUGAAUGAAAACAUGCGAUCCUUGCAGACUGUCAACUUUCUUUCCACCUCAGUUAUGGAUAAUGAGGCAAUUUUAAGAUGCCAACAGGCAUAUGGCUAUUCAAGCGAGGAUGUCCAGAUGGUUAUUGAAACCAUGGCUGCUCAAGGGAAGGAGCCUACGUUUUGCAUGGGUGAUGAUAUUCCAUUGGCCGUACUGUCUCAGAAGGCACACAUGCUUUAUGACUAUUUCAAGCAAAGAUUUGCACAGGUUACCAACCCAGCUAUUGACCCCCUUAGGGAAGGAUUAGUUAUGUCUCUUGAAGUCAACUUAGGGAAGCGUGGAAACAUCCUAGAGGUUGGACCAGAAAAUGCUGCACAGGUUAUUCUGUCUAGUCCUGUGUUGAAUGAAGGGGAGCUUGAGUUGUUGAUGAAGGAUCCGUUCCUGAACCCUCGAGUUUUACGAACAUUUUUUGAUAUCAGGCAAGGGGUUGAGGGUUCCUUAGAAAAGACGAUAAAGAAACUAUGUGAAGCUGCUGAUGAAGCUGUUCGAAGUGGUUCACAACUUCUUAUUCUCUCUGACCGCUCUGAGGAGCUGGAACCAACCCGGCCUGCUAUCCCUAUUCUUCUUGCUGUUGGUGCAGUUCAUCAGCAUCUAAUUCAAAAUGGCUUGCGGACGUCGGCUUCUAUUGUUGCUGAAACCGCUCAGUGCUUCAGCACCCAUCAGUUUGCUUGUUUAAUUGGAUAUGGUGCCAGUGCUGUGUGUCCAUACUUGGCAUUGGAAACUUGUCGCCACUGGCGUUUAAGCAACAAAACCGUGAAUUUGAUGCGAAAUGGGAAGAUGCCUACUGUUACAAUUGAGCAGGCACAAAAGAACUUUUGCAAGGCAGUUAAAUCUGGACUUCUCAAAAUACUUUCCAAAAUGGGCAUCUCUUUGCUUUCCAGUUAUUGUGGGGCACAGAUAUUUGAGAUUUAUGGCUUGGGAAAAGAAAUUGUGGAUCUUGCAUUCUGUGGAAGUGUUUCCAAAAUUGGUGGGCUGAGUCUUGAUGAGUUGGCUCGGGAAAGCUUGUCUUUCUGGGUGAAGGCUUUCUCAGAGGAUACAGCUAAGAGAUUAGAAAAUUUUGGAUUUAUACAGUUCAGACCCGGAGGAGAAUAUCAUGGUAAUAACCCGGAGAUGUCAAAACUGCUACAUAAAGCAGUUCGCCAAAAGAGUGAGAGUGCCUAUUCGGUCUAUCAGCAGCACCUGUCUAACCGACCUGUGAAUGUACUUCGUGAUCUUAUUGAGUUUAAAAGUGACCGGUCCCCGAUACCAGUGGGAAAGGUUGAACCUGCAGUUUCCAUUGUUCAGCGCUUCUGCACUGGUGGUAUGUCACUAGGAGCAAUUUCAAGAGAAACUCAUGAAGCAAUUGCAAUUGCAAUGAAUAGACUUGGUGGAAAAUCUAAUUCAGGAGAAGGUGGUGAGGAUCCUAUUCGUUGGAAACCACUUACAGAUGUCACCGAUGGUUACUCUCCAACACUUCCACAUCUCAAAGGUCUUCAGAAUGGAGACACUGCCACAAGUGCAAUCAAACAGGUUGCUUCAGGGCGUUUUGGUGUCACUCCGACAUUUUUGGUCAAUGCUGAUCAGUUAGAAAUCAAAAUUGCGCAAGGUGCAAAGCCUGGGGAAGGUGGACAGUUGCCUGGGAAAAAAGUUAGUGCAUACAUUGCCAGACUGAGAAACUCUAAACCUGGGGUUCCACUUAUAUCUCCACCUCCACAUCAUGACAUUUAUUCUAUUGAAGAUCUGGCACAGUUAAUUUUUGACCUUCAUCAGGUCAAUCCUAAGGCUAAGGUAUCUGUUAAGCUUGUAGCAGAAGCUGGGAUUGGAACUGUUGCUUCUGGUGUUGCAAAGGGUAAUGCUGAUGUAGUACAGAUAUCAGGGCAUGAUGGGGGAACUGGAGCCAGCCCCAUAAGUUCUAUUAAGCAUGCUGGUGGUCCUUGGGAACUUGGACUCACAGAAACACACCAGACGCUCAUUGAAAAUGGACUUAGAGAAAGGGUUAUUCUCAGAGUUGAUGGUGGCUUCAAAAGUGGGGUUGAUGUUCUAAUGGCUGCAGCAAUGGGUGCUGAUGAGUAUGGGUUUGGUUCUGUGGCAAUGAUUGCUACCGGAUGUGUUAUGGCACGUAUCUGCCACACAAAUAAUUGCCCUGUGGGUGUUGCUAGUCAGAGAGAAGAACUACGUGCCCGUUUCCCUGGUGUGCCAGGUGAUCUUGUCAACUACUUUUUGUAUGUUGCUGAGGAGGUCAGAGGCAUCUUAGCACGACUGGGAUAUGAGAAGAUGGAUGAUAUAAUUGGACGGACAGACUUAUUAAAACCACGGAAUAUGUCAUUAAUGAAGACUCAACAUCUUGAUCUCAGUUACAUUCUCUCAAGUGUGGGGCUUCCAAAGUGGAGCAGCACUGCUAUUAGGACUCAAGAUGUUCAUACUAAUGGUGUUGUUCUAGAUGAUACUCUUCUUUCAGAUCCAGAGAUAUGUGAUGCAAUUGAGUAUGAAAAAGUGGUCAACAAAACCAUAAAAAUCUACAAUGUGGACCGUGCUGUUUGUGGCCGUAUAGCUGGUGUGGUUGCAAAGAAGCAUGGGGACACAGGUUUUGCAGGGCAGCUCAACAUAACAUUUAUGGGAAGUGCUGGACAAUCAUUUGGAUGUUUCUUGACUCCUGGGAUGAACAUUCUACUAGUUGGGGAGGCUAACGACUAUGUUGGAAAGGGUAUGGCUGGAGGUGAGUUGGUCGUAACUCCUGUUGAUAAUACUGGGUUCUGCCCAGAGGAUGCAACUAUAGUGGGGAACACCUGUCUCUAUGGGGCAACAGGUGGUCAAGUUUUUGUCAGAGGAAAAGCUGGGGAACGUUUUGCUGUGAGGAACUCUCUUGCUCAAGCAGUGGUAGAGGGAACUGGAGACCAUUGUUGCGAGUACAUGACUGGAGGUUGUGUGGUUGUACUAGGAAAAGUGGGAAGAAAUGUAGCUGCUGGAAUGACGGGUGGUUUGGCAUACAUUCUUGAUGAGGAUGAUACCCUCAUCCCCAAGGUAAAUAAGGAGAUUGUAAAAAUUCAGAGACUAACUGCCCCUGCAGGGCAGUUGCAGCUCAAGAACCUCAUAGAAGCCCAUGUUGAAAAAACUGGGAGCAACAAAGGCUCUGCCAUUCUGAAGGAUUGGGAAAGAUAUUUGCCUCUCUUCUGGCAGCUUGUUCCACCUAGUGAAGAAGACACACCAGAGGCCUGCGCAGAGUUUGAGCAAACAGCAGCUGGACAGGUGACAUUGCAAUCUGCUUAGGACAAUUAUGUGAAUUGACGCCAAGAGUUUCCAGUAGUCACUACUUCCUGCUUAGUCUGUUAAUCCUGAUGACGGCAAAGGGGUUGAAUUCAAUUUUGGCAAUUCCUGAUACAUGACUGUUGAGAAUCAGAUUACUUUAUGUGAUCACAUGUACCUAAUUGUAGAAAUGGAACGAAAGGUUUGUUAAUGGAGGGGUUGGAGAUGCAAAUUUUCCUCAAAUGGUUCAUACUUCCAGUAUGACCUGGCAGUUGUAAAAUAAUGCUGCCACACCAUUCCAACUGUAAAGUUUGGGUAGUGACAGUUUCUUUUCAUAGCCAACGGUUGCUGGUUGUGACAAUAAUGGAGACCAUCCUGGCUUCUUGUAAAUACUUGUUACUGUUUAUAUAAUUUAAGCUCCAUAUCCAUUACCUUUCAAUAGAAAUUCCUCAUACUGA
This is a messenger RNA of Telopea speciosissima, 5443 nucleotides long. Its product is annotated as ferredoxin-dependent glutamate synthase, chloroplastic. The transcript is spliced from 33 exons. Gene Ontology annotation, biological process: ammonia assimilation cycle. NCBI's taxonomy places the organism in Eukaryota, Viridiplantae, Streptophyta, Magnoliopsida, Proteales, Proteaceae. Gene Ontology annotation, molecular function: glutamate synthase (NADH) activity. The record is from RefSeq and is a predicted model, not a curated record. Bases 114 to 5009 code for a protein of 1631 amino acids.